AUGUCAAUGUCAUCCUUGCGUGUAGCCUUGGGCUCAAAGAGCAGCUUGUCGGACCAAAGCAUUGCGGCAGAUGAGAUGGUCCUUACAUGCAAAGGCGGCAGAGGUGGCAUGGCCUUCCUCCUAGCUUGGACCGCAAUGUUGGCUUGCGUGCAUGGCAAAGAGCCGCAGAAUGCAGAUGUCAACACCUGCCACAGCAAGACAUGCAGUCGCAACAAUGGCACCGUGGACGACACAGCGUUGUUGCAAAGCAAGCUGGGCAGAGGUUCUCUGCAGGCCGAGCGCCGUCCGCGCCGCCGUCGGUCAAGGCUGUGGCGUGGGCGCCGGCAAUAUAGCUACUACCAGCCAGCACCCGUGUCAACAACUUCAACGAGCUCCGAGGCAUCCCUGUCAACGACUUCAACAAGCUCGGAGGCGCCCGUUGUGCCAACCACCACGACAGCAACACCUGCUCCCCCCAUGUGGACGCUGGGUGAACUCCAUGACACCUGCAAUGACUACUGCCAGUUUCUCGGCUAUUCUGGCUGUGAUCUGGCCGAGAUGGAGACCGUAGAUACGGAGGAGGAGCUUGCGGUCGAGAUGCAGAACUUGGGAAAAACCUGCCUUGUCAAUGGCAGCAUCUGGAAUGAAAUCGCAACCUAUGCGCCAGGGCCGUCAGGGUGCUACCUGAACAAGCCCGCACUGGACUGCGACUCGAACAGGCAGGAAAAGCAUCAACCCUUAUGCUACUGCAUUGGCACGACGACGACAACAACACCAGUUGGAUGGGUCUUCGGCGAACUACACGACACCUGCAAUGACUACUGCCAGUACACUGGGUAUGCUGGUUGUGACUUCGACAGGAUUGUGGAGAUCAAUCGGAUCCCACGCGCUCGGCGCCUGUUGGAGAGCCUGAACUACACGUGCGAUGUGAGCGAUGGAGACUGGAACAACGUGCCCACUUACAGACCAGAUUUGGGUGGAUGCUACUACAAUCGAAAUCCCUUAAGUUGUGACGCGAACAGGAGGGAGGAAAAUCAGCCGGUGUGCGCGUGCAAUGGCACAGCUCCACCCCCGUCUCCACCUGUUGGAUGGGUCUUGGGCGAACUCCACGACACCUGCAAUGACUACUGCCAGUACACUGGGUAUGCUGGUUGUGACUUCGACAGGAUUGUGGAGAUCAAUCGGAUCCCACGCGCUCGGCGCCUGUUGGAGAGCCUGAACUACACGUGUGAUGUGAGUGAGGGAGACUGGAACAACGUGUCCACAUACAGACCAGAUCUGGGCGGAUGCUACUACAAUCGACUUCCUCUAAGUUGUGAUGCGAACGGGAGGGAGGAAAAUCAGCCCGUGUGCGCGUGCAAUGGCACAGCUCCACCCCCGUCUCCACCUGUUGGAUGGGUCUUGGGCGAACUACACGACACCUGCAAUGACUACUGCCAGUACACUGGGUAUGCUGGUUGCGACUUCGACAGGAUUGUGGAGAUCAAUCGGAUCCCACGCGCUCGGCGCCUGUUGGAGAGCCUGAACUACACGUGUAACGCGAGCGAGACCUCCGGAGACUGGAACAACGUGCCCACUUACAGACCAGAUCUGGGUGGAUGCUACUACAAUCGAAAUGCCUUAAGUUGUGACGCGAACAGGAGGGAGGAAAAUCAGCCGGUGUGCGCGUGCAAGGGCACUGCUCCAUCCCCGUCUCCACCAGUCGGAUGGGUCUUGGGCGAACUCCACGACACCUGCAAUGACUACUGCCGGUACACUGGGUAUGCUGGUUGUGACUUCGACAGGAUUGUGGAGAUCAAUCGGAUCCCACGUGCUCGGCGCCUCUUGGAGAGCCUGAACUACACGUGUGAUGUGAGUGAGGGAGACUGGAACAACGUGCCCACUUACAGACCAGAUCUGGGUGGAUGCUACUACAAUCGAAAUGCCUUAAGUUGUGACGCGAACAGGAGGGAGGAAAAUCAGCCGGUGUGCGCGUGCAAUGGCACAGCUCCAUCUCCGACUCCAUUGGAUCCGAACUGGGUUUUGGGACCCCUUGGAGGCAACUGCGACGCCACCUGCGCCGGUUUAGGCAAAGCCUGCGAUGCCACCAGCAUCGGGGAGAUCAAUCGAAUCCCUAGGGCCAGGCGGCUGCUGCAGAAGAUGAACUACACAUGCGAUGUGAGCGGCGGGCAGUGGAACAAGCUGCCAACUUAUGAACCAGGUACGAACGGCUGCUACUACAACCGGAAUCCCGUUGACUGCUCCGUUGACGUUUCCGGCCACCUUCAGCCCCUCUGCUACUGUACGGUCUAG
This is a messenger RNA of Symbiodinium sp. CCMP2456, 2271 nucleotides long. NCBI's taxonomy places the organism in Eukaryota, Dinophyceae, Suessiales, Symbiodiniaceae. The record is from the annotation of a GenBank genome assembly.